UACACAAGUAAAAAAUACUCACCCACUCACUCACGGACUACCUUUCAUUGUGUCAAAGUGUCAUUUUGUCAGUGUUGUCCCAUGAAAAGAUAUACUUAGAUAUCUGCAGAAAUGCGAAGGGUGUACUCACUUUUGUGGUACACUGUAAUAAUCCCCAAGUAUUUUACUUUCUUUUUUAUCUCAACGUUGCAUACAGAUGGUAACUGAUUAUCAUGUAAAGACAAAAUCUCACAUUUUUCAAGUUAAGUUAAUCAAUAGUCUGAGCAAGUGGGAUUUGCAUUUGAUUAGCAUUCUUAACAAAUAAAGUUGCAUCAUCUGCUAAUUGACUUAUCACAAUGUUUUCAUCCAAUACUUCCAGCCCCUCAAUUUUACUGGUUUUGAUUAAAAUAGAUAACAUUUCAGCCACCAUUAUAAACAGUAACGUGGUCUUCAAAACCCUGUCGAAUUCCUCUCUUGAUACCAAACCGAGGGGAAGUACCUUGACCUAAGGCUACUGGACUAUUCAUCCCUUUAUAAAGCAUUCCAAUCAUAUCUAUAAACUUUUCCCCAAAAACCAAAGUGUGUUAAAAGUUUCUAUAAUAAAGGGGUGACGGCUAAAUUGUACUGUACCCAGAAGCGCCGUCUGUACGUUUGUAUGACGUCAUAAAGCCGCAUCAUUAUUUUUUUAAAGAAAUUUGUCUCAUUAUCAGUUGAUUAAAAUGGAUAUCAUUGUGAAUAAUACAAUAAAUAGCAAUAGUUCAUCAAAUUUAUUUGCAUGAUAUAAAAAAUUAACAUAAAAAUAACUCCUUUUAAACUUAUCAUUGAAAAAAGGAGUUUUUGUUGUUCUUAUUGUCAACUCAUUUUAGCAUGUACAUUAACUCGUUCACCACCAUUGACAGUAAGUUUGCAUUUAAUGAUUAUGUUUCGCUGCAAUGAGUUAGAAAAUCUGUUUUAUUAAGACUAUAUUUUAGCUUAUCAGCUAUUAUAUUCGGUGCUGCUUUCAUUUACCUCGGAUUUUAAAGUGGUGGCACUCUCUUCAUGUAGACGUCGAGUGUCUGCAUGAUUCAUCUGAGCUUCUGUGGGACGGAAAAAAACAAAAAACGCUUUCGUCACAGUAUUGUUCCAGAAAAUAUUCAACAUUUAUUAUUUACAGAAGCGUUUUAAUUAUUCAUUAAAACAGAACGUCGGAUAGAUUGGCAUCUAGUUCGUUAUGCUUAACUCAUUGACUGCCACUGUAUGUGUCGUAUUCAGGAAAUAAGAUUCAACAUGGAUUGGACGUCUAUCACCGUCAAUGGCAGGCGGUUGAUGUUUCACCAACAGGUUAUUUCUGCAUAUUAUAGAAUCUGUUGGAGGCCAGAAUAAUUAGCAGGGAUGGUUCAUUCAAGGUUAAACUGGUUAAAUAUUUCCAGAAAUUAGCAUAUUCAUUCUGUAAAUUAUUGUGGAAAGCCAGUUUCCGGUUUUUUUUUACACGAAACGCAAGGCGUAUAUAAAGGACUGAUGUACUCCAUGCAAAGUCGCGUUGCGGAGCUGCUUGGACUUAACUUCCGUCAACAUGGCUCAUCGGUCUCUGAGCGUCACCGAACAGCUCCAGAAAUGGAUCUAUGACGCCUUCGUAGCGCUCGGUUUCGUCUUGUAUCGCUUCGUGUAUGCACGAGACACAGAGAAUAAGGGGAAGCUCCCGCCCAUCGGCAACCCGCUCCUGACGGUGUCAGCGACGCAACUCGCCGGGAGGAUCCGAAGACGAGAGGUGUCUAGUGUGGAGGUGGUGCAGGCAUACAUUGACCGGAUCCAGCAAGUCAACCCCUUAGUGAACGCUGUGGUCAAAGACAGGUUCUCCGCCGCCCUCCAAGAAGCGGCGCAGGUCGAUAAACUAAUUGAGGAGGAACCAGGAGGCGAGGAAGUACUGGCGGAUCGGCUGCCUUUACUAGGCGUGCCCCUCUCGGUCAAAGAGUCCUUUGGCCUUCAGGGCAUGCCCAACACCACUGGUAUAGUGUCCAGACGAGGGGUGGUGGCCACGGCCGACGCGCCUCCCGUUGGCCUGCUGAAAAGGGCGGGGGCCAUCCCGCUGGGCGUCACCAACACCAGUGAGGGCUGCAUGUGGGCGGAGUCGCACAACCACCUGUACGGAAUCACCUGCAAUCCAUAUGAUCUGGAGAGGAUCCCUGGAGGGAGCUCGGGCGGGGAGGGUAGCUUGCUGGGCGCGGCCGGCGCCGUUAUAGGCGUGGGCUCGGACAUCGGCGGGAGCAUCCGCAUGCCGUGCUUUUUCAACGGAGUGUUCGGCCAUAAAACCACCCCAGGCGUGGUUUCCAAUGAAAACCAGUUCCCCCCGUUCACCGGCAGACACGAGGAGUACGCCAGCGCGGGUCCAAUGUGCCGCUAUGCCGAGGACCUGCUUCCCAUGUUGAAAAUCAUGGCGGGACCAAACGCGUCUAUGUUGCGCCUCAAUGACGAGGUGGAGCUCAAGAAGCUGCGGUUCUUCACUGUACCAGACGACGGCGGAUCUCCUCUGACGUCCCCUGUUAGUGAGGAGCUCAGACAAAUCCAGAGGAAGGUUGUGGAGCGACUCCAAGCGGAUCUAGGGGUGUCGGUCCAAGAGGUGCGCUUCCCCGAGUUCCGGUAUGGCUUCCGAAUCUGGGACGCCUACAUGAGUCUUCCGGACAAAGAGGGCAAGCCUCCGGUUCCGUUCGCCGUGGAGUUGGGAAAGCCGGGCCGGCCGGUGUGGCCCUUGUGGGAGGCGUUGAAAAGCAUGCUGGGAAAAUCCGACCAUACCGUCGCCGCCAUCAGUCUAGCCAUCAUGGAGAUGAAGUCGGCUUCCGGUCAUUCCAGCUUCCUCAUCAAGAUGAAGGAAAAACUCCAGAAGGAUGUGGACGAUCUGCUGGGUACCGACGGGGUGCUUUUUUACCCGUCGCAUCCUAGGGUAGCCCCCAAGCACCACCACCUGCUUUUUAGACCCCUGGACUUCGCCUACACUGGGAUCUUGAACGUUCUGGGUUUGCCGGUCACCCAGUGUCCUUUGGGGCUAAACAAGGACGGUCUUCCCAUGGGGGUGCAGGUGGUGAGCGGGAAGCUUCAGGACCGGUUGCCCCUCGCCGUGGCGCUGUACUUGGAGAAGGCUUUCGGAGGCUGGAGGGAACCUCACGCCAGCUGAUGUUUCUUUGAGUCGGAAUGAGCAUCACUAGUUGGAUUGGACGUCUAGCGCAGUUGAUGGUAGCCAAAAGAGUAUGACACUGAAUGUAACUGACUAAAAUUUUAAAUGAUGGCGUAGUGCUAUUCAAAUCUGGGAACUUCUUAGGUGAUCAGCUUUCGAAUUAACGUCCUAUUUAAUUCAAAUAAAGAGAUUUUUUUUCUCAAGA
Corythoichthys intestinalis (scribbled pipefish) is the source of this 3332-nucleotide messenger RNA. It is a transcript of the gene faah2b, whose product is annotated as fatty acid amide hydrolase 2b. The transcript is spliced from 11 exons. The record is from RefSeq and is a predicted model, not a curated record. The coding region runs from base 1532 to 3127 and encodes 531 amino acids. NCBI's taxonomy places the organism in Eukaryota, Metazoa, Chordata, Actinopteri, Syngnathiformes, Syngnathidae. Gene Ontology annotation, cellular component: endomembrane system.